Messenger RNA from Eimeria mitis, 840 nucleotides. RefSeq lists its product as uncharacterized. The transcript has 4 exons. The record is from RefSeq and is a predicted model, not a curated record. The coding region runs from base 1 to 840 and encodes 279 amino acids. Lineage: Eukaryota; Apicomplexa; Conoidasida; Eucoccidiorida; Eimeriidae.
AUGCCAUUCUUCGGGUUCUACUUCGAGCCUGUCCGAUGCGCAACUGAGGCGUUGGGCCCCACAGCUGAGAGGCAAACAACAGCAUCAACAGCAAGAGCGGCUGGAACAUCUGCAACAACAACGACAGAAUGGGCAUCUUUCCGCCUUCUACGGAGCAGGAGGCCACCUCCUACACCCGACGGUACAGCUGCUACAUCAGCAGCGCGUGAGGCCUCCCAUGCAGCUGCCCGUGAGGCUGCAGCGGCAGCAGCAGCAAAUACAACAGCAGCUGAGCCUGCCUCAGCUGCAGUAGAUGCGCAAGCCUCCAAAGUAGCAGCAGAAGCAAGAGCAACGACGGCCGCAGUAGCAGCGCAGGCCGUUGGCUUGGAGCCAGCAGCAACAACUGAACUCAAGGGGAAAUACCUCGCCCUCUUCUUUGGAGCUUCUUGGUGCCCGCACUGCCGCACGUUUGCUACGCGUCUUCACCAGGUCUAUAGUCAGCUGCAGCACCUUCAAGAUCAGCAGCAGCCUCGUUUCGAGGCUGUUUACAUCCCUUGCGACCGAUCGCCAGUUGAAUUUGCUGCAUUCGCAUACACAAUGCCCUGGCUUUCUUUGCCCUUUGGGGACUACAGUGCACUGAUAAGACGAUACGGAGUUCGCUCCCUUCCGUCCGUUAUCAUCAUCAGGCCAGAUGACCAAGUCCUUCUAUCCGAUGCCGUGCCCAUAAUCAACGACCGCGACGCCGCCCAGAAGUUACAGAACAUGUUUGAGCGGUUCGGCCCAUUUGAAAGCAGUUACGACCGAUACAAAACACUCUUUGGAAUGCAGACCCAGCCUAAACCCUCGAGUACUAAAUGGUAA